Haemonchus placei is the source of this 1407-nucleotide messenger RNA. NCBI's taxonomy places the organism in Eukaryota, Metazoa, Nematoda, Chromadorea, Rhabditida, Trichostrongylidae. The record is from the annotation of a GenBank genome assembly.
AUGCAAGUGAACACAGAAGAUAUCACAGUCAACUGGGGACAACAACCUCACCCACUUGAUGCGCAAUAUGGAAAAUGGCGUAUGGCAGUAUUUCAAGAUGUGCAAGAGUCUAUAGAUAUGAGCAAGCUUUACUUUCUCUACGAUCCGAUAGCUGAUGAAGGAAGUGGAACCAGUGGUACUCGUAAAGGAUAUCCCGGUCUCGUUAUCUUUGACGUCAAUUUCAAAUGUUUUGCCGGAGAAAUUCCAUUGCAUGCACAAGGUACAAUGAAGUUCCUCUUUGCAUUAAAAUGCCCAUCACCUCAGGGUGGUUCUGCCUUUGUGCUAGUGACUGAAGAGCAAAUUUAUGGAAAAAUCCGUCUUCAUGUCUUCCGUCUUGAUCUUUCUGGUGAUGGCAUAUCUGUGUCAAACUGUCGUCCUCUUCUUGACAAUCCACUAGAAAUUGGCGGAGAGUACAUAUGUUCGAUGCGUGAAGAUGCUCCAGAAAUUGUUGUCAUGGCUAACCCAGGAUUACAGGUAUGGCGCAUCAACGCUAUGGCCGAAGCCCCACAGCCUCCAACUGCGAACUUUACAGUACAAGGUGCCGAUCUCACUCAUUUCUAUGAUGGGUUUCUCAGCAAUGGUUCUGUACAUCUGUUGUCUUCCUCACCCGAUGGUCAUUUGGAUCACACUCGUAUUCAUGUGCUCAAAUUGGAGAAGCCUGAUAUUAUCACAACUCACCAGUGUACUCCAGAUCCACAACGUGGAAUGCCUGUGCCGAGGAAGAAUUGUGGUAUCGAUGGAAUAGCGAAUGCCAUUUUGUUGGCUGGAGGAGAGAUUGAUCACGGCAAUUACAAUGUUCAACGUCUGGUCGAUUACUGGAUGCUAGAUACCAGAACAUUCCAAUGGUUACAGAUUCCAGCCCAAAUGCCAGCUCCAUUGAUUGAGCCAAGACUCACUGCAUGCAAUUCAGGAAACAUCUACCUGUGGGGCGACUUCGACCAGCCGCUGCCAGGCAUGCCACCUGGUGGUACUCAUCUACGUAUUAUGAGGGUAUCCGGUAUGGAUAAAGCUGGUCAUCCACCGUCAUACAGUCAAACUGUCUCGCAACCACCGGUCUAUCCUUCACUGCAGCCGUCUCCAUACCCUCAACCUGGAUCCGCUGCACCUCCAUACCCUGCCUACAAUCCUGCACAGACGAAUCCAGGUUACGGUAUGCCAUCGCCUCAGAAUCCUCCACAACCCGCUCCAGGAUAUGGUAUGCCACAACCUCAGAAUCAGCAAUAUGGGGGAUAUGGGGAUGCGGGAUACGGUGGAGGUUAUGGGGGUCAGGGACAAGCAACUUCCGGUUUUCAACAAGUUCCAGCAGGGCCAAAUCAAACAGCCUACUAUCCACCUCAAAAGCCAAAAAAGGAUUGUUCGCUUCAGUAA